CAAGUUCAAAUCCAUCGGACCACAUCCUGGUGUAGACAGACCCUGACACCAUGGGGGAGAGUCAUGCGUUCGGAGCCUCCCUGUGCUGUAGCCGCAGGCACUUUAUUUUGAGCCUAUGCUUGGCCAUGAGCAUGGUCUGCGCUGCGCGGAUCCUUUAUUGGCUCAUUCAGCUGGGUGCCAAGGUGCCCCAAGAGACGCAGGCAGCCUGUACUGGUGAUGAGUGCUUCCAGAUCUUCACUUGCAUCGGCAUGAAGGACACCACGGCUCACAUCAUGGAGCCACUGUUCACCUUGAGUGGCAUCAUCUUCUUCCCCUUGGGCUUCCAUGCGGCACACCAUGGGGACGACACCCCGAUGAAGCGCUUUGCCCUCUUCCUCCUGGCCACUACGGCAGUUCGUUUGGGAGUCAUCGCCUUCGACGUGGCCUUCAUGCAUGCUUGUGAGAUGUACGAUACGAACAUGAUGAACUUCGUGCUGAACUCGCUGCUGCCUCCAAGCCCCCUGCGCGUGGGUGUGCAGGACAAGCUGAGAGGGCUUCACCUCUUCCACCUCGAGCUGGUGAAUGGCAUCACUGGGAACUUCAACAUCUUGGCAUGGUACUUGAUCCUAAGUGGGUUAUGGACUGCGCUCUUCCUGUACGCCACUGUAGAGGCCAUGUCCCUCUCCUCCCUGAUGCAGAAUGGUAUCCUAGGUUUGGGAGUCCACUAUGGUUUGGACCAGUGGGACGAGGAGCUGAAUCGAACAGCGAUCCGGCGGAAGGUGCAGAGUGGCAUCAACAGCAAAUUCAUGGACGAUGCACACCUUCCAUUGAGUCAGGGCACUCACGUCGGUCGACUGUCCAACCCGACUUAUGGCACUCAAUCUCCACCCGCACGGACCUACAAGGCCAGCCAGGACUUCAGUGACUACAGCACCGGCUUCGAUGGUGUCCCUUACGAGUUGCCUGACGAAGAGGAAGACGAGGCUGAGGUGGUGAGGCAGUUGGCGGAGAAGUUGUCCCAAGAAGAAUCGCCCGAGGCGAUGCUGGAUCGUGCCUUUGUGGCCUGAGCUGUCAGAGCUGCUUUGGCGAUGCAUUCGGCCUGCAGACUGUGUGCUGAAAUC
Durusdinium trenchii is the source of this 1100-nucleotide messenger RNA. The record is from the annotation of a GenBank genome assembly. Lineage: Eukaryota; Dinophyceae; Suessiales; Symbiodiniaceae.